Messenger RNA from Dunckerocampus dactyliophorus (ringed pipefish), 2881 nucleotides. It is a transcript of the gene dipk1b, whose product is annotated as divergent protein kinase domain 1B. The transcript is spliced from 5 exons. Lineage: Eukaryota; Metazoa; Chordata; Actinopteri; Syngnathiformes; Syngnathidae. Bases 349 to 1647 code for a protein of 432 amino acids. The record is from RefSeq and is a predicted model, not a curated record.
UCCCACCAGGAGGAGGAGGGGGGCAGUGAAGCACCGGCAUUUUUUAUUAUCUUAUGAUCGUCUUUCUCAUGAUUUCUUUUUUAUCGUCAGGAGAGAGAAUUGCAUGACGUCACUGACGGAACAUCAUCUUCGUGCAUCCUCAAUCUUUCUGAGCCGGUCAAGGUUAUUUUCAGAUACUACUAAUAAUAAUAUUAGCCAAUGUUAUUGUGAGGGAGCUGCACGGGGAGACAUGCACUGCCCAGCCGAAUUCGACGAGGUGGAUUCAGGGUUAGAAGCGAGGACGUGAUCAUCGGAUCCAGAAGAGGAAAGGGGGCGACGACGACCUGCUUCCAUGCGUAGAUCGUCACCAUGUCCAGGGCUUUCCGGAGACUGGUCCACUUGGUGCUCUUCUGUCCUCUAUCCAAAGGCCUGCAGAGUCGCCUCCCGGGCAUCAAGGUCAAGUACCUCCUGCUGGCGUGGUUGGGCGCCCUGGUGGCCAGCUGGGUGCUCUACAUGCAGUACGCCUCCUACGCCGAGCUCUGCCGCGGACACGUCUGCCAGGCGGCCAUCUGCGAUCACUACAGGCGCGGUGUCAUCGCCGGCUCGUCCUGCAAGGCGCUGUGCGAGCAGAGGACGCUGACGCUGCAGCGUUGCAUGUCCACUUCCUCCCAACAUCAGGUGUACGCCGGCCUGUGGAAGGAGCGGCCCGUCGUGAUCAAGUGUGGGAUCGAGGACCGCCACAAGGUCGACGGCGCUCCGGAUUCGUCGCCCGGGCGGGAGGGGAGCUUGUUCGACAAACCAACGCGUGGAACCUCAAUGGACGAGUUUAAAGAGAUGAUGCUCGGCUUCCUCAAGGCUAAUUUUGGGGAGCAGCCAUCUUUGAGUGCUUUGGUGGACAGGAUUAUUUCCCUGGCGGACAUCAACCAGGAUGCGAAGCUGUCUCUGGCAGAGGCCAAGUCCAUCUGGGCCCUCCUCCACAUCAAUGAGUUCCUCCUGAUGGUGGCGCUGCAGGAGAAGGAGCACACCCCCAAGCUGCUGGGUUUCUGCGGAGACUUGUACGUGACGGAGCCUCUGGGCCACACCGCCCUCUACGGGCUGGAGGCGCCCCCUUACCUGCGCCACCUGGUCCCGGAGGCCCUCAUCACUGGUUUGAACCGGUGGCUGGCCCCCGCGUGGCCCCGUCGGGCGCGCAUUACCAUCGGCCUGCUGGAGUUCGUGGAGGAGGUCUUCCACGGGCCCUACGGCAGCUUCCUCAUCUGCGACGCCAGCCCCCGCCACGUGGGCUACAACGCCAAGUACGACUGCAAGAUGGCCGACCUGCGCAAUGUGGCCUCGGAGGCGGCGGUGCGGGCGUACCUGAAGGGGCGGCACUGCAAGACCAACGCCGACUGCACGUACGGCCGCGACUGCACGGCCACCUGCGACCGCCUGGUCAAGCAGUGCAACACGGACGUGGUGCAACCCAACCUGGCCAAGGUGUGCGCGCUGCUGCAGGACUUCCUGCUCUUCGGGGCGCCGGCGGACCUAAGGGGCGACCUGGAGAGGCAGCUGCGCACCUGCGUGACGCUGAGCGGGCUGGCUAGCCAGAUGGAGGUGCACCACUCGCUGGUCCUCAACAACCUGAAGACGCUGCUGUGGAAGAAGAUCUCCAACACGCAGUACUCCUGAAUGACACACGGUGGCGACAAAUUUUCCCUCCCGUUUAACCUGUGCAGGAUCACGGAGGGGGUGGAGCCUAUACCAGCUGACCAAUGAGGAAGUAAAAGACAAGCAAAUUGCGAUGAGGUGCAACUGUAAAUAUUUCCACUGUGAAAGUGAAACGACUGUCGACCUGAUUUUAUACGCUGGAACCUCUAAAGUCCAAUACUUCGUUUACAUUUUGAGGUAAAAAUGUACCUCACAACUCCGCCAGCAUCAAAGAAUUUGCGUUUUCUUUCUUUCUGUCACGCGAGGCGGCGGCUAUCAUGACUAACUGGUGGGCGGAACGACGGCGUUGGUUAUAUCACACGUCUAGGUUGGACAUUCGUGCUUGCGCUUAUGCCUGAGCAAAUCUUGUACUUUGUGGAUUAUUUUGAGUUAUUUGGGGUUUUUGUUUUCUGUUCAGCAAGGUGCCACUUGUCAGUCAUAACUGGUGGGAGGAACUGCGUGUGUGCUCGACUGCAAGCAAGCAUGCCUUUGUGGAUUAUUUCAAGUUGUUUCCGUUCUAUUAUUCUUGCUGACUGGCGAGCGAAGCAACGGAAUUAACUAUAUGACACGUCCUGGUUGGGCGUUUGUGCAUGUGCUCAUGCGUGAACAAGCAUACCUUUGACUUUGUGGAUCAUUUUGAGUCAUUCUGGUUCUUUCCAGUACGCAAGGUGGUAGUUAUCGUCCAUAACUGGUGGGAGGAUUGCUCGUUUAAGCAACUGGUCUUUACAAGUGAAGCGUGGCCAAGCCCUGCAGUGCGACCGCACCCCAAAGUUAAUAUCUUUUUACACUUACAUGACGGUCAAGAACAGAUGACUCAUUUUCUUGUCACAUUAUUAUUUCUCGAUGCAAACACAGCCAAGGUCAACGAGUGUCUCGGAAUGUUGGGCUUUCGAGGUUCCGCUGUAUAAAAGUCCAAGGGGCUGAUGUGGACAAUCAGUAGUGAUUAAAAACUUGUUGGAACACGUCAGUUCAGAACAUUCUCUUUUUUUCAGACAAUGAUGAGACAGCUUCAGUUAAGAUUUUUUAUUUUUUUAUUUAUUUUUUAAUUCAACAAAAUAAGUCAACAAAAUAACUCGCCAAGCACGUCUGUCCGCUCGCCUCGCAGCAUCUGUGAAGGCAAGUUGUGGUCUUGUUAAUGUUUCCAUUGGUGUUCCACUCGGAAGCUUGUCAGUUUUAAAGGUGUCAAUGUGCGGCUCGGUUCCAAACCCAAAGUCCA